AUGUUCAAUGGGUACGCGCAAAAGGACUUAUCCAACGAAGUUUUGAUUUUGUUCAAGAGAAUGAGAAGCAUGGACGUGACGCCCAAUUGCUUCACUCUUCCGGUGGUUCUAAAAGCUUGCGUUUUGAUGAAAGAUCUAAAACAAGGAGAGGAGUUACAAUGCUUUUCGAUAAAAACAGGGUUUAGAUCGAAUUCUUAUUUAGGAACGAAGUUGAUUGAGAUGUAUUCAUCAGCAGGAGUGAUAGCAUCGGCGAAUAAAGUGUUCUGUGAGAUGGUUGAGAAAAAUGUAGUGACUUGGACUUCGUUGAUCAAUGGGUAUAUAUUGAACAAGGACUUAGUCUCUGCUCGGAGGUUUUUCGAUUUGUCACCGGAGAGAGACGUUGUGCUGUGGAACACUAUGGUUUCUGGUUAUAUUGAGAUGGGGAAUAUGACUGAGGCUAGGAGUGUUUUCGAUCGAAUGCCUUGUAGGGACGUCAUGUCGUGGAACACGGUUUUAGAAGGUUAUGCGAGUAUUGGAGAGGUCAAAGAAUGUGAAAGAGUCUUUGAGGAGAUGCCGGAGAGAAAUGUGUUCUCUUGGAAUGGUUUGUUCAAGGGAUAUGCUCAAAGUGGGAAGCUUUCUGAAGUUUUGGAUUCUUUCAAGAGAAUGGUUGAUGAAGGGAACGUUGUGCCUAACGACGCGACUUUGACUUCGGUGUUAUCUGCGUGUGCGAAGUUAGGAGCUCUUGAUUUCGGGAAAUGGGUGCAUAACCAUGGAGAGAGUCUUGGGUAUGAUAAGGGGAAUGUUAACGUUAAGAAUGCUUUGGUUGAUAUGUAUGCGAAAUGUGGAGCUAUAGAGAUGGCUUUGGAAGUCUUUAAAGGGAUAAAGAGAAGAGAUUUGAUAAGUUGGAACAUUAUAAUCAAUGGUUUAGCUGCGCAUGGACAUGGAACCGAGGCGUUAGGUUUGUUCAGUGAGAUGAAAAGUUACGGAAUUAGACCUGACAAGGUAACGUUCGUUGGUGUUUUAUGUGCUUGUAGACACAUGGGUUUGGUUGAAGAUGGCUUGGCUUAUUUCAGCUCCAUGUUGAGUGAUUUCUCAAUCACGCCUGAGAUCGAGCAUUGUGGUUGUGUGGUGGAUUUACUAUCCAGAGCUGGGUUUUUAGCACAAGCUGUUGAGUUUGUAAACAAAAUGCCGGUGAAAGCGGAUGUUGUUAUAUGGGCCACUUUGCUUGGAGCUUCGAAAGUUUAUAAGAAGGUGGAGGUUGGAGAGCUUGCUCUUGAAGAGUUGGUCAAGCUUGAACCAAGAAACCCGGCUAAUUUCGUGACGCUCUCAAACUUAUAUGGAGAUGUAGGGAGGUUUGAUGAUGCUGCGAGGCUAAAAGUUGCUAUGAGAGACACCGGUUUUAAGAAAGAAGCAGGUGUUAGCUGGAUUGAGACCGAUGAUGGGUUAGUGAAGUUUUAUUCUUCGGGUGAGAAGCAUCCUCGAACAGAGGAAUUACAGAGGAUCUUGAGAGGGUUGAAGAACUUCAGUGUCCUGCUUGAUGAUGUAGAAGAACACUUUAUGUAG
Microthlaspi erraticum is the source of this 1542-nucleotide messenger RNA. Lineage: Eukaryota; Viridiplantae; Streptophyta; Magnoliopsida; Brassicales; Brassicaceae. The record is from the annotation of a GenBank genome assembly.